AUGACGCAAACUCGUCAAAACAAUGAAUUUAUAAAUCAAGACCUCCUCACCAAUGAGGCGCUUAGGCAGUUGGCCACUAAGAUUAACAAUGUUUCCAGCCAUAAAAAAAUGUUGGAGACUCAAUUCUCCCAAGUUUUUCAGCAACAAGCUUCUACCUUAGUCCCUUCCGGGUCAUUUUCGGGGCAACCAGAACAAAAUCCCAAGGGACAUUUGAAUGAUGCAAUAACUCGUAGUGAGAGUGUGUCAACACCACCUGAAAAGGAGGUUGUUAAAGAGGUUGAGAAGGAAGCACCAUAUGUUGCUCCUCCUCCCUUUAAACUUGUUGCUCCUUUCCCACAAAGGCUUGAAAAGGACAAAGUAGAAACCCAGUUUAAAAAUUUCAUGGAACUUCUUAAAAAGAUCCAUCGCAAUGUGCCUUUCACUAAGGUAUUAACUCAAAUGUCUUCUUAUGCUAAGUUCUUGAAAGAAAUUAUUUCCAAUAAAAGGAAGCUAGAGGACCAUGAAAUUAUGGCUAUGACUCUUGAUAGUAGUGAUGUGAUUUAA
Molecule: messenger RNA, 543 nt
Organism: Lathyrus oleraceus (garden pea)
Lineage: Eukaryota; Viridiplantae; Streptophyta; Magnoliopsida; Fabales; Fabaceae
Exons: 2
Coding region: 1-543 (180 amino acids)
Source: RefSeq, a predicted model, not a curated record